AUGAUGAUGAUGUUGAUGAUGAUGAGAAGGAUGAUGGUGAUGAGGAUGGCUCCACGAACCUUGCUUUGCGCCCUGCUCUGCGCCCUGCACCAGGGUUCGUGCAGGCAACAGACGUUUCGCGUGCGACCCGAAAACAGCUCGGUGCCGGAGGGCACGACGGCGACCCUGCGCUGCGAGGUGCAGGCCGCGUCCGGGGCCGUGCAGUGGGUCAAGGACGGCCUCCUGCUGGGCCCGCAGCGAGACAUGCCGGGCUUCCCGAGAUACGCCAUGAUGGGGGCGCAGGCCAGCGGGCAGUUUAACCUCCAGAUCGAGAGCGUGGAGCUGGAGGAUGAUGGUUGGUUCCAGUGCCAGGCGGGGCGAUCCCCUUCCAGCCAUCCCAUCGCCUCGCCUAACCGCGUGGCUCAGCGUGCUGAUCCCACCCCAGCGUCCCGUGAUCUCGGACCACGUGGGGAGCGACUCCGUGACCUGGGUUGCUGGGGUCGAGGUCACGCUCACCUGCACGGCCACAGAUGCCAAGCCACGUGCACAGGUGCAGUGGAUGAGAGGGGCGGAAUCCCUGCCCGGUGUGGAGGUCUCCGUGUCCGAGGGGUCACAGCCCAAGCUCUUCGACUCGGUCGCCAUCCUCCGGUUCGUGCCCAAGGCGACGGACAACGGAGUGUCCUUCUCCUGCUCGGCGAUCAACACGGCUCUGGACGCACCCCGCGUCACCUCGCUACGUGCCAACGUGCACUUCCCCCCGAGCCCGCCCUGGGUGGAGGGGUUGGAGGGUCGCCCGCUGAGGGAGGGCGACGGUCUGAACCUGCGUGGAGCAAGGUGA
Molecule: messenger RNA, 817 nt
Organism: Lethenteron reissneri (Far Eastern brook lamprey)
Lineage: Eukaryota; Metazoa; Chordata; Hyperoartia; Petromyzontiformes; Petromyzontidae
Product: nephrin-like
Source: RefSeq, a predicted model, not a curated record